AUGAAUACCGUCCGAUUGUGUUUUACCGCCACCGUCACGUGUCUAGCUGUGGCGAUCAGUUGGUCGGCCACCGACGCCAGGGUCUGUUGCGAUGUAUAUAAUACUUUUAAAUAUAAUGAAUGCUUUGACUUAACAUCGCAUCUCGCAACACCACGAUCAACUACUAAAGAUAUACCUUUUGUGGAGUUCCUUCAGAGAGCCUUGUUAUUAUUCCCCCCGACCAAAAGUACCAGUUUUAAAUACACAAAGUUAGAGACGAUUGGCAACGAAAAGUGUGUUACCAACAAGAAACACAAAUACCAGAUGACACGUGCCUGGCCAGUCCCACUUUGCCUCAACUCUGUGUUUUGGGCAAACAACACCAUUCACCUCGUCGAGUUAAUAGAGGUGUAA
Molecule: messenger RNA, 393 nt
Organism: Macrosiphum euphorbiae (potato aphid)
Lineage: Eukaryota; Metazoa; Arthropoda; Insecta; Hemiptera; Aphididae
Source: the annotation of a GenBank genome assembly